Chlamydomonas reinhardtii is the source of this 1721-nucleotide messenger RNA. RefSeq lists its product as uncharacterized. Gene Ontology annotation, molecular function: protein binding. Bases 24 to 1028 code for a protein of 334 amino acids. The record is from RefSeq and is a predicted model, not a curated record. NCBI's taxonomy places the organism in Eukaryota, Viridiplantae, Chlorophyta, Chlorophyceae, Chlamydomonadales, Chlamydomonadaceae. The transcript has 10 exons.
AUCCUCCCGCGCCCCUAACAAAAAUGCUGGCCGUUAAGCCCAUCAACGUUGUGGCUCCUUCGGGUGCUCGCCCCGCGCCUGUGGCGAUGCUCCGGCCUCUGGCUAGCUCUCGCGCCGAGCGGACGGUUGUGGCUUCGGCUUCGUCGGUCGCGCCCAAGGCUGUGUCUCGUCGCCAGGUGCUGUGCCAGGCGCAGACCGGCACCAAGCCCGCCCAGGCUGCUACUUCAGAGGCCGAAUACAUCGAGCUGGACCUGCCCAAGCCUCUGGGCUUCAAGUUCGCUCGCGGUAACGACGGUGGUGCCUACAUCAUUGAAGUGAACCCCAAGGCCGGCAACAUCGAUGCCCGCGUGCAGCCCGGUGAUAAGAUCGUGGAGAUCAGCGCCUCGUUCGGCUCUGAGGUCUGGAAGGCCGAGAACUUCGGCCAGAUCAUGUACGCCAUCCGCACCCGCAGCGGCACUGUGUACAUGAAGCUGAAGAAGAACUACGGCGACCUGUCCGCGCUGGAGGAGGAGGGCCUGGACGCGGCUGAGAAGCAAUGGAAGAAGGAGCGCGCCGGCGGCAACUACGGCGCUGGCACAAAGGAGAUCCAGGCGCGUAACUACGUGCAGCGCAAGGAGAACGAGCGCAAGCGUCGCGAGAUGUUCGACGAUGCUCUGGCCAAGUUCAAGGAGAACGACAUCCAGGGCGCCCUGGUGGAGUUCGAGAACAUCAUCGCCAUGGAGCCCCGCAACUUCGUGGGCGACAACUUCUCGCGCAACACCCCCAUCUACAAGGUCACCCAGUACAACAUCGCCUGCUGCUACAGCAUGCUGGACCAGGUUGAGGAGGCCAUCAAGUCGUUGGACGCGGCCAUGCUGUCGGGCUUCGACAACUACGACCAGAUCCGCCGGGACAAGAACCUGUCCAAGGCCCGCGCCAACCCCAAGUUCCAGGCCGUGCUCGACAAGUACGACGAGCCCGUAGUGAACUGGAACGCCGUGAAGGCCACCUUCGGCGCCUUCGGCAACAUGUUCAACAAGGAGAAGUAAACAAACUCAAUUCAAUAGCAUUGGCGGGCGGGCGAGGCGCGAUGGAGCUAGGAAAUGGCGUGCGCGGGCUGCAGAUUUUGGCGCGUGGAUUGCAGUUCGUGCGGGUUCGACCUAACACAAAAGUUUUGUUCGUGGCUGGAGCGUUUGUUCGUUUGUAUGGGUCCUGAUGGAUGGCCCGGAGAAUGCGGCGGAUAGACGGGAGAGUUGCUUGGAUCGAAUUCAACUGGGAUGAAGGCACUACAUGCAACCCGCCUUGUUAAUCGUGAUUUUAAUUGUUUUGCGGGGCCUGUGUUGGAUCAGGUGCGGAAGUGUCAUUGUGAGCGCAUGAGCUCUACAUAUGCCAGGUAGAGAGGGCCGUGGUUGCUGAUGAGAGCGCGGGACCGCGGGAAAGGAGCGCGUGCAGCGUUGCGGUCAACACACUGAGUGCAACAGUGGCUCAAGGUCAUUUGAGUGGAGUGAGCGGUCCCAACCAGCUUCAAUGAGGCUUAUUGCUCACUGCGACUUGAGGCGUGAGCACGUGGUAGCAUGCGGCCAGGAGGUGGACCUGCCGCGGAGAGUCUUGCCCGCUGUGUAAGACGCUUAAGUGCUUAACCGUUCACGCUGGUGAAGGGCCUUGAAGCGGUCACCGUGGCUUGCUGCAAGUGCCGCCAGCUAGCAGACCUCUGCAGUCUGCUGAGUAAUGCGCCAGUAUGC